AUGUCUGCUGCGCAAAAGGCGACUCGGCACAAUGAGCUCGAUCAUGAUCAAUCCCACGUAGCCACCGACCGCCCUCACACCCCCGAGCCCACCCCCGGUCGACAAGACAACUCACGCGCCGACGACGACAAGGCCAGCCAUGUGCCCUCGGACCCUAGUGACGCCGAAGAUGAAGACGACGAUGAUGGGGAAGAGGACGAGCCACAUCUCAAGUACGACAAGCUGACGGCUGCCCUGGUCAGCGUCUACCGCAAUGGCGAUGCCACCAGCUCGCUAUUCGUUGCUGGCGACAAGAUGAUCCUCGGCACUCACAAUGGAAACAUACACACUCUCGCCCUGCCCUCGCUGCAGUCCCUGCGUCUCUAUCAUGCCCACUCGGCCUCAAUCACUGCUAUCGAUGUCUCUCCUAUCCCACAGCCCUUUUCCAACCACCCUCGUCUAGACCGCUUGAACUCAAAUGCCUGGCGAGCCCCUCCUCUACCCAUACCUUCGUCGCGAACUCCUAAGCAGUCUCCGAAUCUGCCUCCGACGCCUUCCAAUCUCAUUCACAUCGCCACUGCUUCCAUCGACGGCCAUGUUUGUGUCUCGUCACUCGUCGAUCCCAAGGAUGUUAGUCUUCGCAACUUCGCCCGUCCCAUCAAUGCAGUCGCUCUAUCGCCAGAGUACAAGACCGAUCGUACAUAUCUCUCUGGUGGUCUUGCCGGGAAUCUCAUCAUGACUGCUGGCGCCAAAUCUGGUGUGAGCGCCGACGCCAACACGAAUAGCGCUGCAGCAGCUGCCUCAGGCUGGCUGGGCUCUAUAGGUCUGGGACAAAAUACAGGCAAGGACACCGUCUUACACUCUGGCGAGGGUGCCAUCAGUACCAUUUCCUUCUCCAACAGUGGUCGUUUUGUAGUCUGGGUCAAUGAGCACGGCAUAAAGAUCAUGCGCUCGCAUCUCAAGCUCGAAUCUCAUGAAUCAGAGUCGGCCUGGAAGCGUAUUGCUCAUAUCGAUCGACCAAAUCGUAAUUCUUGGCCCGAUAUGGCUUCCGUAUGGAAAGCUCGUGUGCAGUGGAUCAAUGACGACGCUCUCGAAGCAGACCUGGACGAGCCUAGAGCUCCAAACGGCUCUGCUGCUCAGGACUCAAGCAAGUCUUCUAAGAAAGCUCCUCCGGAAAAGCUGCUUGUUGGUUGGGGUGAUACUGCGUGGUUGAUUCAUGUCUAUGCCGCGCGCGUUGCUGCCGGCAAGAACGGUGUACAGCGACUACCAGGGCGCGCUGACAUUCUCCACAAAUUAACCUUUGAAGAUUGUGUUGUUUCUGGAUUGUCACUCUAUACCCCUUCCUUGCUUGCUAUCCUUGCGUAUCGCACGCGUGACGACCAAGACAAUCCUGUUCCUUCAUCUGUACAAGACACUCCGAAGCGAGGCAGGCAUCAUCGACAAACAGGUCUACAACCCGAGCUUCGCCUGAUCAAUUUUGCAACUGGCGAAGAGGUUGAUGUCGACACUCUCAACAUAAACAGAUUCGAAUCACUAUCUGCUGCUGACUAUCAACUGACAUCGCUCUAUGUGCCUCCGCCGCCUCGUCUUGCUCCCGCGCAGAAAGGUGCUCUGGAGAACUUUGGUGCUGGCUUGUGGGACGCAGGUGCGAGCGCGACGCGUCUUUUCAGUUCUGGUGUCAGCAUGAAAAGUCCGCCAGCUAGCGAAAGUGGAAGAACUGCCAUCAGAUCCCCAGCAGGAUCCGUUGGUGGCUCUCAGAUUGGUGUAUCACCUCAAUCGGCCCCUGAUGCGAACCCUUUCCUCGCACGAACAGGCCUCAAGCUUUUUGUCCACAGUCCCUAUGAUUGUGUUUUGGCUAUCAGGCGUGAGCUUUCAGACCAUCUCAGCUGGUUGAUGGAGCGUAAGCAAUACGGAAAAGCUUGGAGUCUAAUUGAUGACCAUCCAGAGAUUGUCGGCAUACCAAGUGAUCGACAAUCCAUCCCUUCUUCGCCGAGUGGACCUACACGUGCGCAAGACAGUCUGGCAGACUUCUUUGCUGACGAGGACGUAUCCCAGAUUACCAUGUCUCCUGAGAAAAUUCAGAACUCUAUCGCCGUCAAGGAGAAACAGCGGGUAGGAGACUUGUGGCUACAGCAGCUUGUUGCAAAUGAUGAGUGGUCGAUGGCAGGAAAAAUAGCUGGUCAGGUCCUCGGCACUUCUUCUAGGUGGGAGAAAUGGGUUUUGGCAUUCGCACAGGACGGCCACUUUGACCAGAUCACACCCUAUAUUCCCAGUACCGACAUGAAGCCUGCCUUGCCUUCAUUUGUAUACGAGGUUGUCCUCGGCCACUAUAUCGGUCAUGAUCGACCACGAUUCCGCGAACUCCUGGAUCGUUGGGAUCCUGAGUUGUUCGAUAUCACAAGUGUGAAGACAGCCAUUCAGAACAAGCUCGAUUCGAGUGAUGUCAAUGAGGAGUCUGUUGAAGGCGGCGAGCGAGGGAGGGAUUGGCGCAUUCUGCUGGACGGACUGGCAAAGCUUCACCUCGCCGAAGGCUGUACGACAGACGCCUUACGCUGCUACGUUCGUCUCCAGAAUGGUGACGCGGCCAUGGCGUUGAUCCGUGACUACCAUCUAGCGGAUGCUGUCUCUGACGAUGUUCCUGCUCUGUUGAUGCUUCGUGUUCCCAAAAAGCAGAUGAAGACAGCGUCCUUGGAAGAGCUUGAAGAAGAAUCGGCCGAAGUCGUUCGCUUACUGGUAGACGAAGCCUUCUCAGGAAAUGUCCGACCUGAAGUCGUCGUGUCGCAGCUCGAGCAGCGUGGUCCAACCUACCAACCUUUCCUCUUCUUCUACCUCCGUGCUCUCUGGACAGGACGGACGACAGAUGAAGAAGUUCUAAUGAGCCGAGCCGAGCGUAUGAAGCUUCAACAACAGAUAGAAGAAGGCAGAUUGUUGGUUGAACAAUACGGCGAUCUGGCCGUGACGCUCUUCGCACAAUACAACCGCGAUCUACUCAUGGACUUCCUGCGAUCCUCGACAUCAUACACAUAUGAGAAAGCAUCGCAUGUAUGUGAAGAGAAACACUACAUCCCGGAGCUUGUUUAUCUUCUGAGUAAGACUGGACAAACAAAGCGAGCGUUGUUCCUGAUUAUCGGAGAGCUUGGCGACGUCAGUCAAGCCAUUUCGUUCACCAAGGAGAAUCCUGAUCUUUGGGAUGACUUGCUAGAUUACAGCAUGGAUAAGCCAAAGUUCAUUCGUGCGUUGUUAGAAGAAGUUGGCACAUCUAUCAAUCCCAUCACAGUGGUUAGGCGGAUACCGAACGGGCUCGAGGUUGAAGGCUUGAGAGAAGGCAUUGGCAAGAUGAUACGCGAGUAUGAGAUUCAACACAGCAUUAGUGACGGUGUCGCCAAAGUGCUCAGGGGUGAAGUGACAUCGGGCAUGGAUGUUCUUCGGGCAGGACAGAAGAAGGCGGUCAAAUUCGAAGUGACACAUGAAAAGCUUGAUGAGGUUGAGGUGCACGCUGACCCGGUUCCGAUCAUCAACAAUGGUUAUGACAUGGAAGAUGAUGGCGCCGAUCAGAAGCCCAAGCCAGGACACUGUGUGGGUUGUAAAGAUGUGUUCCAUCAAGAUGGUAAGAUUUGCCAACUACCAAAAAUCCGUCCACGUACUAACAAGCACGGCANNGAGAGGGAAACCCUCAUCGGAUUCAACUGUGGCCACGUCUUCCACUUGUCUUGUCUGUUGAAGCUCAACACCAAAGCGGAUGAAGCCGAUGUCAAAAGGCUACAAGGUCAAAGACUUUCAGAGGAUGAGGAGCCCGUUGACACUGGUAGAAGUGUGCGGGCCAAAGUCGAGCACGCGCAUCAAAUCAAAAGAGCUGUUCAAGGUGGGUGCCCGGUGUGCACGCUGCCGGAUGACACUGACUAG
Molecule: messenger RNA, 3882 nt
Organism: Aureobasidium vineae
Lineage: Eukaryota; Fungi; Ascomycota; Dothideomycetes; Dothideales; Saccotheciaceae
Source: the annotation of a GenBank genome assembly